GACAGAAGACGCUUGAGCUUAGUAUGCGAAAGCUUUCACUGAGAACAGCAGAAGAGACGGAACAAGAAGCGAGCCGCGUGCGCAACCAGAUGGAAACACUGCAAGGUACGAACGCGAGGCUUACCAAUGAGCUUGAUAGUCAGCGAUCGAAGCUUGAUAAGGCCGGAAUUCUUGCGAAGGACCUGAGUCACAGCCGAGCGUUGGUCGUUGAGCUUCAGGUGAUAAAUUCGGUUCUUAAGAACAAAGCUGAGCAGUUGGCCGGCAGGAACGAUCGGCUUGCAACAGAGCAAUACGCAAGCUCGGAGGCCAGGGAGAAGAAUAAAACGGGUUUCGAAUUCUCCCGCGCCAAACCGAAGAAUAAUGAGCAUGAAAUGAAGGCUCUUCGUGAGAAACUUGCGGCUGCUGAAGCAGAUCGAGAUUGGCACCGUUCAGAGCAUACGAAGAUGCUCGAAGUUCGGAACGCACUAAACGCUGAACGAGGCCAUGACUCCCCACAAUUGGCGCGUCUCAAGGGCGAUAUCACAAAGCUGAAGAAGGACAAAGAGGAUCUUGGGAGGUCCAUCCAUGUGCUUAAGGGGAACAUCGCCUACUAUAUCACCCACUUGGACUUGGCUGACGCCAACUUCCGUGUCUUCGCCUGUAGACAUGAAGGUGGCCUAGACGCUGUCCCAGACAAGCAAAACACGACGCGUCAGAAGACGGCAUUGCAAAUUGCUACCGAGUUCUUCAAGGAGUACGCAGACGACGGACACUUCAUCAGUGAGUAUCAUGAUGUGAGACAGUACUUGCUUGAACACCAUCGUGCGCAUGAGCGAGUCGGUCAAGGUCGCGGUUCCUCCUCGGGCAGGCUGAAGGACAAAAUGAUCGAGGUUGAUGUGGAGCGUGGAGCCAACAUCACCUAUUCUUGA
This is a messenger RNA of Cucurbitaria berberidis CBS 394.84, 908 nucleotides long. RefSeq lists its product as uncharacterized. NCBI's taxonomy places the organism in Eukaryota, Fungi, Ascomycota, Dothideomycetes, Pleosporales, Cucurbitariaceae. Bases 24 to 908 code for a protein of 294 amino acids. The transcript has 2 exons. The record is from RefSeq and is a predicted model, not a curated record.